Messenger RNA from Macrobrachium nipponense, 4328 nucleotides. Its product is annotated as BTB/POZ domain-containing protein KCTD9-like. NCBI's taxonomy places the organism in Eukaryota, Metazoa, Arthropoda, Malacostraca, Decapoda, Palaemonidae. The record is from RefSeq and is a predicted model, not a curated record. The transcript is spliced from 10 exons. Gene Ontology annotation, molecular function: protein binding. Gene Ontology annotation, biological process: intracellular signal transduction; protein homooligomerization. Bases 172 to 1419 code for a protein of 415 amino acids.
AGUUGACAGGUUCCUCAAACUGUGAGUCCACAACAUUCCCAAGACAUCGUUAACUUCAAGAAACAAAGACGUCUUGUGGUGAAGAAUGUUAAUAUCUUUAUAUUUGCAUCUUAUAUGCACAGUUUAAUGUGUUGAUUAGCACAGUGGAAGCUGGUGAACGCAACUGUGACCAUGAAGAGAGUUAUACUCUUCCGAAAUGGGUCGGGAGUCGAUGGCAAGGUGUUGUUAGUGACUCAUUCGCUUGAGGAAGUGCUAGCAGGGGCAUCACAGAAACUUGGCAUCCGCGCAACUCAUCUGUACACACCUCAAGGAGGACUUAUAGAUGACAUUAGACUAAUUAGAGAUGAUGAUAUAUUAUACGUCUCAGAAGGGGAAGACUUUGUUUUACCUGCACAACCUAGCCCUGGAGUUAGACCUCGUGGUUAUGUUGGCGCGGGUACAAAUAAUGUAUCUGUAGCGGGUCCAGUAUCUUCUUGUGAAAAUGUUUCUUCCACACAUGAUUGGGUAACACUUAAUGUAGGAGGCCAAAUUUUCUCCACAACUCGGGCAACUCUAGUCACCAAAGAACCAAACUCUAUGUUAGCAAAAAUGUUUGAUUGUGAAGAUUCCAGUUUACCACCAAGCAACAGAGACGCGCAUGGAGCGUACCUGAUUGAUCGUUCUUACACAUAUUUUGAACCUCUGUUAAAUUACCUUCGAAAUGGGACAUUGAUCCUAGAUCCUGGGAUAAAUCCAGAAGGAGUGUUAGAAGAAGCAAAGUUUUUUGGCUUAACCUCAGCAGUACCUGUUUUAGAAGAACUGAUCAAUUCAAGAGAUUACAAACGAGAACUUGAACCAUUGACCAGAAGAGACAUAGUUAAAGCCCUCUUAAGUACUCAUCAUCGGGAUGAACUACGUUUUCAGGGGGUCAACCUACAGGGUGCAGAUUUGUCAAAGUUAGACCUUAGGAACAUUAACUUUAAAUUUGCAGACCUCUCCCACUGUAAUCUUUCUGGAGCAAAUAUGAAUGGUUGCUGUCUUGAACGGGCUAAUCUCCGUGGUGCUAAUUUGGAAGGGGCACAGCUGCUCAAUGUGCGCCUGUUGUGUGCAAAUUUAGAGAAUGCUAAUCUUCGCUCUUGUAACUUUGAAGAUCCAGCUGGAACAAGAUCUUAUUGUGAAGGUGUAAACCUGAGGGGUGCUGUAUUAGAAGGCAGCAUGCUUGCUGGUGUAAAUCUCAGAGUUGCAACAUUGAAGAAUGCCAACCUUAAGAACUGUGAUUUACGGGCAGCUGUAUUAGCGGGUGCUGAUUUAGAGAAUUGUGAUUUGUCUGGAAGUGAUUUGCAAGAGGCCAAUUUACGAGGUGCUAACCUAAAGGAUGCUGCUUUUGAAUUAAUGCUUACUCCUCUUCACAUGUCUCAGACCAUGACAUGUGACCUUUAAUCACAUUAUGGUUUUUGAAGUCGUCGAGAAGUAGAAAGUUUCUCACUGCAGGUGACAGCAUUAGUGGAUACAGGGAUUAGUGUAUGAUGCCACAACUACUUAGACCCACACCACUUAGAUGAAAAUGAAGAAAAUGAUGGUUUAUGAACUACUAAACGGUAAUUGUACCAUGUUAAAUGCUCAAGACUUGUGUUGAUAUCAUGUGACAGUAGUACUUCAGUGUUGACAGAUUUUCUAAGACAAUUUGUUUUUUUCAUAGCCACAAACCUUUGGUUUUAACAAUAGGAUAGUACAAUGUUAAGACCUCAGGUUAUACGUGAACAAACCUUCAGUCUUAACAAUAGGAUUUAACUGGAUCCAGCUCCUAUUGUAAGACCAAAUGUUUGUUCGGGUAUGAACAAAUGACAAAUUUUCUAAGACAAUUUGUAUUUUUCAUAGCUACAAACCUGAAGUCUUAACAUUGUAUCCUAUUGUUAAGACCUCAGGUUUGUAGCUAUGAAAAAUACAAAUUGUCUUAGAAGAUUUGUCAUUUAAUUCUCAGUAAAUAAUAUAAAAUUUUGUAUACUGAAAACAGUUUCUAGUGCAUGAGAAGUCUCAUGUUGAUGUUUCAAUUAACUAUUUACCUUACGAUUAACAGGGUAAACAGUCUUUAAUCUGUUGGUGCUCAUUUUUCACAUAUUUAUGAUUUUGUACCUUUGUAUAGCUUUUGUAGAUAACUUUUGCCUAUAAAAGAUACAGACCUCUUGAAUUAACUAAUGCACAUUUGCCCACUAUGAUGCAGUCACCCAAGAGUUUAGUACUCGGCAGAUGGAAGAAGUCUUGAAUCAUCUGAUUAGGUGAUUAUACCUCAAUAAUCUUACAAAGUACUACUCUGAUACACAAAUGCCCUCACUACCUCGGCUUUGUUAGAUGCAAGUGAGUAUUAGCUAUUCUCUUUCUUUUCCCUCUCUCAAUGUUACUUCUUUAGAUAAAGCCAGUACAGUAUAUGUAAAUUCAGUAUAGUAAUUUUUUGUAUGUAUUGGGAUUGUAUUUAGUAUGAUGGCAGUUGUCAGUACACUUGGGCUAAAAGUAUACGCAGGGGUAGUCAUUGCAUUUGUGUGCAUGUCAAAGAUGUUGCCAUCUUUUAAGAUACACACACUUGCGUAAGUUGAAGAUGCUUCUUAUUUUAAAUACUGUGACUCAAGUUCAUGAUGCAUCUUGAUAAAUGCUGUAACUUGAACAGUUAUCAUACCAUGAAAAAGACAAUUGUGUAGAUAUUUAUUUGUGAUAACUUUUUUUCCCUUCCAAGUCAUUAAGGGUAGUUGGUUGAUGCAAGAGAUAAUUGCAUUUUAUUAUAUGGUUUUUUUGUGUACUGUACUUAAUUGCUAGUAAUUUUACCAAGAGAAUGUAUUGCCACUGUAUUGCUUACUCAUCGGGAUAUAUGUUUCAAGAUGAAUAAAAAUUAAAUAAAUAAUUACAGGAUGGAUCAAGUUAGUAUGUAAGGAAAUGUGCAACAAGAAAUGAAAGCAGAUUUUACUGCUAAUAUUGCUACAUUUGAAGCACUUUAAUGUGGAAGAAUAAAAGAAUGGCUUUCUGCUUUGUAUACAGUCUUACACCAUAGCACAGCAAAGGACGUUUACAGUCAGAAUAAUGACUAAAUUUCCAGUUCUGCAUUCUACGGUGUACCCGAGAAUUUUAAUAAAAGAAAAUGAUUGGUUAGCAGGGAAGGAUAGGUAAUGUUUCACUUUUGCUGAAAAUGAUUAUUUACUGCUUACCAUUUUUUCAAGUGGAUUGACAAGGUUACGGUGUCACAUUUCUGAAUCUUCAAAGGGAUCUCCCAUAGAAUUUAUUUUUUAUGAGUUGAAAUUCAGGGUAAUGUUAAUAAGUUGGUGAGAGACCAGAGAAUACAGAUGAAAUUUAAAUGACAGAAAAAAGUGCAUCUAGGGACUAAGGGAUGCUGCAAGAAACCUUACAGAGUAGUACUGUCUACAUUAUACCAAGAGAUAAUGUAAGUUGCACCCCAUAGUAUCAGUUUAGGAUUGGUUGCUGAUUUCAGAGGGUCUUUCUGUAUUUAAUCAUAUAUACUAUUCCUACGAGUAGGAUGUAGAAUGCACUUUUGAGCCCAUCUGUUUCAAUGGCAUUUUUUACAUUUUUAGUAAGUAAUGGGGCUCUCUCUCUCUCUCUCAUGAGGAAUUUAAUAUUUCAUUGCUUUGGGCUGCUUUAUGAACAGAACCCUCAGCUAGUACAAGGCUUUCUUAAUCUAUAACAACAAGACUUCUCUCAUAUGUAUUUGGAUGACUCAAAUUUCAGCUAAAGUCGCAACAUAGUCAUAUAAGAUACAUAGAGGAUUGUAUUUAUUGAAUACAAAAAUUAAUUUGAAGUGUGUAUUAAUAUGAAUAGUGUUUUACUAAAUGUAAGGUCUGUAAUGUUUAGUAGCAUGGGUAGUGUAUUUAUAAUGUACUUUAUCAUGUAUGAAUUUUAUAUAUUUGACAAUGCCAUGUAAUUUAAAGUAUAGCGGAUCACACUUAGUCGUUUUUUAAAAUUUCACUGUUUGAUUGAUUAGUAACUCCUUAAAAGUUAGUCAUCUUAGAUAUUUUGAGAGUGGAUUAGCAAAGUAUAUAAUUCCAAUAGGUGUACUUAUAUACUUAUUUUAGUAUCUGAUAAGUACUAACAUAAUCCCACGUGUUAUUAAAUGUUUGGCAUGUUUGUGUUGGAGGUUUGCACUGCUCCAUCUUUCAGUAACUAAAGACUAUCAUUCAUAUCAGAAUUGUAAUGCUGUAUAAGUUCAAAUAUUCAAAGUUUUAUAAACAAAUAAAUGUACAACUUAGCUGCAAGUAGUCCAUGCAACCUUGUAGUUGUUUUGUAUGCAAGUUAACCACUGUAGAAAGGCGAUGUUCUCUAGGUAUUUUUCACAUAAAUUGUAUUUUAAU